Messenger RNA from Macroventuria anomochaeta, 3706 nucleotides. RefSeq names its product ARM repeat-containing protein. Gene Ontology annotation, biological process: protein import into nucleus. The transcript is spliced from 5 exons. NCBI's taxonomy places the organism in Eukaryota, Fungi, Ascomycota, Dothideomycetes, Pleosporales, Didymellaceae. Gene Ontology annotation, molecular function: small GTPase binding. The coding region runs from base 267 to 3404 and encodes 1045 amino acids. Gene Ontology annotation, cellular component: nuclear envelope; cytosol. The record is from RefSeq and is a predicted model, not a curated record.
GCGCUCCUUCGGACAGGCUACACUAUCAGCGGAAUCGCAAAAUCGACAAUUUUGGCCUGGGUGAGCAGGCUCCCCCGAGCUCCUGUCUUCGACUUGCAGAUCGUCAGCCCUCGUAGUUUCUCACAACUGGCCAUACAGUGCUACGACUGGUCAUAUAGUUUUACGACUGGUCAUAUAGUUUUACGACUGGUCAUAUAAUUUUACAGCUGGCCGUUCGACUGCUCCGCGACUCCCUCAACGUUUCCACCAAACACCCAGGCAACAACAUGAACGUGGAGUUUGGCAUCGAAGUGCCUGGUGAGGCAAACCCGCUCACCGAAGGCAUCUUGUUCCACGUGCUGCGCUCCGCAGCUUCCACGGACCCGCAACAGGUCCAGUCAGGCACCAAGCAGCUGCAGGAGUGGGAGAAGGCGCGUGGCUAUUACCCCCUGCUCCAGACAGUGUUCCUGGACAAGUCACUGCCGCUCGAGGUCCGCUAUCUUGCUGUCAUCCAACUCAAGAACGGCAUCGACAAGUACUGGCGCAAGACUGCCACCAACGCUGUUGCGAGAGAGGACAAGGCCGCUAUUCGAGCGCGUUUGCUGGAGAGUGCCGCCAACGAAGCCGACCAGCGGCUUGCGCUUCAGAACGCAUUGGUUGUUGCCAAGAUUGUCAGAUUCGAGUUUCCAAACGACUGGCCGGAACUGUUCCAGCAGCUGCUCCAGAUCCUUCGCGCCUCGACCGACCCGAAUGCUUACCGCUUACAGCUGCCUCGCGCCCUUCUCGUCCUACUGUAUAUCGUAAAGGAGCUCUCGACCGGUCGCCUAUUGCGCACGCGCCAGAGCCUGCAGACCGUGGCACCCGCCAUCUUCAACGUCCUGGGCACAAUCUACGUGAACAAAGUACAGACCUGGCAAUCGUUCUUCCGCGACGGCGGUGAGGAUGAAGGUGGCGCAAUCGAGAGCAUCGAGCACAGCUUGAUCGCCAUCAAGAUCAUUCGCAGGCUGCUCAUCGCAGGCUACGAGUUUCCGGGUAGGGAGAAGGAUGUUCAAGAGUUCUGGACGCUGACUCGAACGCACUUUGGAGAGUUCUUCCAAUACGUCUCUACUGAGAACUCGCCGCUCGGCGAGAGCGUGCGGAAGCUAAUCGAGAAGCACUUGAUGCAGCUGUCCAAACUCCACUUAACCAUGGCUCUCACUCACCCUGCCAGCUUCGUGCUGCUGCCAAACUCAAUAGCUCUCGUGCGCGACUACUGGGGCUUGAUCGCAAGACUAGGUGAGACAUGGGGCUCCAAGUCGUUAGAUGGUGCACAAAUCGGCACAGAUGGCGACGCUGAAGAUGACGCGCCGAUCACUGAGCGACUCGGCCUGAAGGGCCUUCUGUUGAUGCGCGCAUGCGUGAAGAUGGUCUUCUACCCGACUCAGACCUUCAAGUACAAGCAGCAACAAGAAAAGGACGAGCGGUCCCAGGCGGUGCAGGCCGUCAAGCAAGAGCUUCUCACAGAUGACCUUGUGCGCGAAAUGAUCUCAACGCUCGUUACACGCUUCUUCGUCUUCCGACCAAGCGACCUGCGCAUGUGGGAAGAAGAGCCAGACGAGUGGGAGAAGAUGGAAGAGGGCGCUGAAGAUUGGGAGUUCGCCAUUCGCCCCUGCGCCGAGAAGCUGUUCCUAGAUCUCGCAAAGAAUUUCAAAGUUUUGAUCGUCCAGCCGCUGCUCCAAGUCUUUUACACCGUUGCCACUCCCGACAAUGAGGAUAUCCUGUUCAAAGACUCCGUCUACACAGCAAUUGGUCUUGCUGCCGACAUUCUACACGAUCAGCUCGACUUCGAUGCCUUCCUCGAAAACACCCUCGUUGCUGAAGUAGGCAAGCAGAAGCCCGGGUUCAACAUCAUUCGCCGCCGAAUUGCAAUCGUCAUCUCGCAGUGGAUUGCCAUCAAAAUCGCUCAAGAGAAGAAGCCGAUCGUAUACCAGAUCUUCCAGCACCUAUUGGACACAAGCGACCCACUCAACGACCAGGUCGUCCGGGUCACUGCAGGCCGACGCUUCAAGGAUAUCGCUGAUGAGUGGGAGUUCCAUGCUGACAACUUCCUACCAUACGCGCCGACUACCUUGGAGAGAUUGAUGGCGCUUGUGCAGGAAGUGGACCUCCCAGACACCAAGAUGGCUCUCCUGAGCACUAUCAGUAUCAUAGUCGAAAGACUUGAGCAUCAUAUCACUCCAUACGCGAACAGCAUUGUCUCCCUCCUCCCACCUCUGUGGGAGCAGUCCGGCGAGGAGCACCUGAUGAAGCAGGCCAUUCUUACUCUCCUGGCUCGCCUGACGAAUGCAAUGAAAGCGGAAUCCCGCACCUUCCACGUCUCUUUCCUACCCAUCAUCCAAAGCGCCAUCGAGCCCGAGUCCGAGACACAAGUCUACCUCCUAGAAGAUGCACUCGAUCUGUGGUCAUCUAUCGUCGCACAAACACCAUCCGCACCCGAGCCCACACCCCAAGCGCUCCUCAACCUCCUUCAGUACCUUCUACCUCUCUUCUCAAUGGACAACGACACCCUCCGCAAAGCCAUUGAGAUCACAGAAGCCUACCUCCUCCUCGCGCCCGCCGCCGUGCUUGCCGACAACUUCCGCCCCGCCCUUCUCCAAGCUCUGGCUGACCUCCUUGGCAACCUCAAGCCCGAAGCCAACGGCAUCCUAACCCACCUCGUGCAGUGCGUGAUCCGCGGCGCUGAAGGCGUCGGAGGUGAAGCAGCAGUCCGCGUCCUCACUCAGGACCUGAUCUCCACCGGCUUCUUCGCCAAAGUCCUCGAGGGCUUGCACGGGGCGUGGACACACCACCAGAGUCAUGGUCCGUACCGCGAACUGCCCUCCCGCGCGGUGGAUGGCGUGGUGGAAACAGACUACUUCACCGUCCUGGCACGCAUUGGGCUUGCCAGUCCGGGCGUGCUGCUUGAAGCCCUGUCAUCGAUUGGCAGUGAGGGGUUGGAGAAGACGCUCGAUUGGCUGCUGGAGGAGUGGUUCAGCCAUAUUGAGAAUAUCGGCGAUGCGCCAGGGAAGAAACUCAUGACUCUUGUCCUGACGAGGUUGUUGGAGACGGGGCAGCCGUGGGCGCUGGGUAGGUUGCAGAGCUUCAUGGCGCUGUGGACGGAUGUGCUGGCCGAGUUACUGGAUGGGAUGGAUGAUCGGAGUGUGGAUUGCCUCUACUGGCCGCCCGAGCCGUAUAACCCCACCGAGCCCGAGGCGCCGGAAGAUGUGAGAAAGCGCGACCUCUUGUAUUCGGAUCCUGUGCAUCAGAUCAACCUUGUCGCUUUUGUGAGGGAGCACAUCCAGCAGGCGGUGCAAACCAUGGGUGGGGAGCAACGGUUUCAGGAGGAGUGGUUGAGCAGGGUGGAUAAGGAUGUCCUGAAGGGGUUUGGGGAGCUGGGUAUCAUGUGAGACGGAGAACAAGAUCGAUGAUACGAGCGCCGAGAGCAUAGACCAUGAAUGACAGUACAUUGUGCUGUAGGGUUGUGCCACUCACAAACAGGUUGGACGAACAAUACAACCUCGUGGCGCAGCAAUCCAGGGCAGAGGUGUCUACGGAUGAAGGCACAUAGCCCCGCUUGGACCACGCCCAAGUCACAUCACUUCACAUCAUAACCGCUCCUGUUUGUAAUAGUAACGGCAGCUCAUAACCACCGAAAAUGUCUCUCCGGGCCACCUGCAGAAGUGGCUCUGCCAGUAAACACAAAGACCUG